CAAAAGCCUUCGCAUUUACCAAGCAACGCAAAAAAAUUGAACAUAAAAAUACUCUCUAUUCAAAUGCACCACAAAAACAAGCAAAAUAGUCAAAAUAGUCAAGUAAAUCACCUGUCUUUUUACUGAUUUGGUUAUUCAAAUGGGCGAGAUUGUAUCAGUUCAAAAAACAAACAUUACAGAGCAAAGUUCGUCGAGAGCUAAACUGAAAACAGAACGAACUACAACUGAGUUGAAAAAACGAGAGAAGAGCGAAAACAUGAGACGUCGCAUUGACCUUUCAAAAGAUCCUUUAUGGAAGCAAAUCCUGUUACAGAGACCAAGUUACACCAUUGAUAACUACAAAGGCGAUCGGAGUUCAAAAUCAAUGCGAAUUGCUCGCUUUUUCAUAUCUUCGACGUUUAAAGAUUUCUUCUACGAGCGGGAGUUUCUUGUCAAGCAUGUUUUGCCCGAAUUGGAGGAUAUUUGUCGGAAUUCGGUCGUGACUUUUUACGACUGCGAUUUGCGUUGGGGCAUCCCGCGAGACUUCGGCGACAGCAAAACUAUCAGUGUUUGUCUGGAUACAAUAGAGCAGUGUAAAUACGAAACAGAAGGCGAGCCGUUCUUUAUAUUAUUUCUCGGAUCCAGGUACGGUUGGGUUCCGGAUUUAUCCGACCAAUCAAAAUUCAGUCCAGAUUUCAAAGACUAUUACGACUGGGUAUCGGGCGCCAGUAUCACACACAUGGAGGUUGUGAAAGCAGCUUUGCUCCGACCAAAUCCAAAUGCUUUGAUAUUUAUUAGAAAUGUAGAGUUUCCAAACUCCAUUUCAAAAGAUUUACGAAAUGAUUACGUGGAUACAAGCAAACAUAGCGAGCAAAAAUUAGAAUCACUGAAAAACUCACUUUUCCAAACUUAUUCUGAUUCACAGAUUAUCGAAUAUACACCUUCAGUUAUAGCUGAAGAAAAUUCGCAAGCGCUGAAAAUUGAGGAUUUGUCUGAAAUUCAGUCGAAAGUUGUCAAUUUUUUCUCUUCGAGAGUAAGUCAAACAUUUCCCAUGGAUAACUUGGACAAAAACUGGGAAAAAUUAGCCAAUGUGAAAUCUUUAGCCGUUAACUUUGUGGGACGAGAGCAGGAACUGAAGCAGUUGAACCGAUUUCUGACAACCAAUCAGAACAUUUUCCCAAUGCUUGAUAUUGACCAAUCAGAGAGCAGUAGCAAUGAUUUCUCAGCCAAUCAGAAUAAAGAAUCUAGCUUUCAAUCAAACAUAGUUUUGGUGACCAGCGAAUCAGGUGCCGGAAAAACUGCACUUCUAGCGAAACUGGUGGAAAAUUUAUCAGAAAAAUCCGAUAAAUAUAACUUGAUUUAUCAUUUUGUCUCAAACAACCCUGCUUCCCAAGCGCAGAGUUCAUUUUUAGAAGAAACAAUUGACUCGAUGCACGAUUUCAUGAAUUAUACAACGGAAAACAAUGAAAAUGAUAAGCAGGAUUCAGCAAGUCAAGAAACUUUGAUUGCAAAAUUCGAAACAGUCGUGAAAAAGUCAAGCGAACUUUCUAAACCCUUAAUGAUUAUCGUCGAUUCGGUUGACCUCAUGGAAAAAUCUGAGCAACAUCAGCAGACGUUUUUGUCUUGGGUUUCCAGAGUAUUUCACGAAUCACCAAAUACCAAACUUAUUAUCUCAUCUUCCCUUGAAAAUGACGCAAUUUUGUUACGAUUACGUAAUCUGGACAUAACUGUUUUGCGUUUGCAAGGUCUCAGUCGAGCGCAGUCUCAAAAUUUUGUCCAAAAAUUUUUCUCGAAUUACAAAAAGCAGCUUGAUGAAACGCAAUACGAGGUUCUAUUAGAUAAAAGGAACGCUUGUUUUCCUUUGUGGCUCGAAAUGGCAUGUAGAGAAUUAGUAACUUUCGGAGUUUUCGAAACCCUGACUGAUAAGAUUCGAUCUUUUCCCGAUGACAUCUGGGAGUUGGGGAAGAAUAUUCUAGAACGAAUUCUAACUGAAGAUGACACGAAGUUGAUUUCACGUGCCAGUGGAUAUCUGUUGUGCGUUAAAACAGGUCUAACUGAAUGUGAUAUGAGAAUGUUAAUGGGAGAUUUCGCAGCCAAAAACCAAUUGAAUGCCAAAAAUUGGAACAUGGUGCUUCGACAACUUCGCCCAUAUCUUUUAAUGUACAAAAGACAGUCCGAAGUAAUCUACUCUCUUAAAGAAGAUUGCAUCAGAAAAGCAAUUGAAGACCUUCUCUCAAACGAAGAUUGUCAGCAGUCUCGACUUGAUAUACUGAAAUACUUCCGCGACUUCAAAUCGAGCCUAUGCGACGAAAGAACUAUUCAAAUUGAAGUCCCGUUUCAGUUACAGAAACUGGGCAAAAAUAACGAGCUUGUUUCUUUUUUUAAAACACACGAAAUUGGAAUUAAGUCCCCAUAUUUUGAAAAAUCUCAAUUUUUGAAGCGACUGGCGUGCUCAAAAAUGUGCCAGAAAAACCAAAUUAACGAGACGCAGCUAUUCGUUUGUGUAUUUUGCAAGAACUCUAUGAAAGGUAUGGGUCAACUAGUUCGGCCAAAUGCCCAGUGUUGUGUUAUCUGUUCGGGCCCCACCAAUUUUUCACCCGUAGGAGGAGGGGAGGCGUGGCUGUGUGUUAUGCACAAGGUGAAUACAGCGCCAAAUUGUUCGACUUGCUUUGUCUGCAAGCGAACAAUUCUACCCAAUAUGGAGAAAACUCCGCUUAGAAAAUGCAUGUUAUGCAGCUCCAUUCCUAACCAAUGCAGUUUUUUAACGUCACAACGUUAUUGAAAUCGUACCUCAAUUCGUUAUAUAUCAUAUUGUAAUUGGAAAAAAUAAUCUGAUAACAAUUUACAGAUACUUUGUGUAAAA
Messenger RNA from Symsagittifera roscoffensis, 2842 nucleotides. Its product is annotated as telomerase protein component 1-like. Gene Ontology annotation, cellular component: Cul4-RING E3 ubiquitin ligase complex. The record is from RefSeq and is a predicted model, not a curated record. Gene Ontology annotation, molecular function: ATP hydrolysis activity. NCBI's taxonomy places the organism in Eukaryota, Metazoa, Xenacoelomorpha, Acoela, Convolutidae. The transcript has 2 exons. Bases 140 to 2761 code for a protein of 873 amino acids.